ACUUUUACCUGCAUAGACACACACGUACACGCACACGUACGAAAUCACAUGCGCGCGCGCACACACAUAGACAAGGCACACACCUUUACACUCACACACACUCACACGCGCAACUUUAUACCGUUAAAUGCAGCCUAAUAGAGAUAUUGCACAUGGACCGGAUUCGUUUGGCCCUCCCUGAUUUAGUCGCGUGAAGCCGAUCAUCCGACAUCGUCUGAGCCUGCAAGUGUUUAAAUUAUUGUAUUAUUUUAUUUUAUUUAUUUUCAUUUAUUUAUUUUUUACAUUUUUGGUAUGAGGUGAGAAUGAGCACGAACUCGCAGGAAAAGUGUGCGAGCGCCCCGGUUUCCAGCUUCACCAUCCGCUCCAUACUGGGCGCACCAGCUGACACAGGUAGCUCGGCGGAUGCGGACGACAAGAGCCCCAAGGUGACAACGCCGCGAAAGCGUGCGCUCUCGGUGUCCGCGUCCGGCUCCGAGGAUGAGGCGAGCGGAGCGGAGGCGGAAGACGCGGCGGACUGCUGCUGCCUCUCCGAGCCCGGUCUUCCGGAACCGUGCAGCCGGCACCGCGCGCUCACAUUCCCCUGUCUCGGUUCGAGUAAAUCGCUUCUUCCGGGACCGGAAGCAAUGGAUCGCGCGCACCAUCAUCACCUGGCGCAGUCGUUAUUACCAGAUUAUCGGGAGGAACACCAGCGCGAGCGGGACAGGGAGCGCUCGUGCGGUCGGGUGUCUCCCGUUUCUGCGGAGCAGCAGCGCGAGGGAGCGGAGAAGCAAAGCGGAGGUGCAGGAGGAGGAGGAAGCGCAGCAAAGAAGAAGACGCGCACGGUGUUCUCGCGUAGCCAGGUGUACCAGCUGGAGUCCACGUUCGACGUGAAGCGCUACCUGAGCAGCUCGGAGCGCGCGUGCCUGGCCUCGAGCUUGCAGCUGACAGAGACCCAAGUAAAGACGUGGUUUCAGAACCGUAGGAACAAGUGGAAGAGGCAGAUCUCCGCCGAACUCGAGGCGGCCAACGCCGCGCACGCAUCUGCAGCGCAUGCGCUAGUCGGCGUACCGCUCGUGCUCCGGGAGAACUCGCUGCUGCGCGUGCCCGUGCCGCGCUCGAUCGCGUUCCCGACGCCGCUCUACUACCCUGGAAGUAAUUUACCCCCGCUGCCCUUGUACAACCUCUACAACAAAGUCGAAUAUUAACUCUUCACAGAGCAAAAACAAUAAGUUAUCAUCAUCAUCAUCAUCACCAUUAGCCUCAUUAUCAUCACUAUUAUAAUUAAUAAUUAUUAAAAAUUAUUGGAGUCCACAUUUAUACCGAAAUAACAUUUCUAAUUAUGCAGCGAUGAAAAGACCCUAUGUGUGUAAAACAACAACAACAGCAAGAAGAAACAUAAAUGCAAAGGAACUCAGUGGAGCACCUUCUGUACAUGUUGUAUAAGAUACACCGUGUGUAUACUGGAUUAUUUUGUACAUUUAUUUACAUUUUCUGUCUCUUUAUUAUAACCAAUUUUACGCGUUAUAUGUGAGGAGGAAAAAAAUGGAUUAACUUUAUGACUUUCUGCUGUGAAGGAAAAAGGAUUAAAAUAAUAAUAAUAAAAGUGAGCACUGAAUUGAAAAUGAUUUAACAUUACACUGUUUAUGAGAGAGAGAGUAAGAGAGUGAGGGACAUAAUAGUUAACAGUGAGUGAGUGAGAUAAUGAGUGAGGGUGAGAAUAAGUGAGAAAGAGAGUGAUUGAGUGCUAGAGUAAGAUAGUGAGAAUGUGAGUGUGUGAGCAAGUGAGUAAGGACGCAGGUGAGUGAAAGAGAGGCAGUGAUGAGAGUGAAACUAAGACUGAGUGAAAGUUUAAGUAAGUUGGAUUGAGUGAGUGAGUGAGAGGUUAUAAGAAAGUGAG
This is a messenger RNA of Clarias gariepinus (North African catfish), 1876 nucleotides long. Its product is annotated as homeobox protein HMX2-like. Lineage: Eukaryota; Metazoa; Chordata; Actinopteri; Siluriformes; Clariidae. Gene Ontology annotation, biological process: regulation of transcription by RNA polymerase II. The record is from RefSeq and is a predicted model, not a curated record. Gene Ontology annotation, molecular function: RNA polymerase II transcription regulatory region sequence-specific DNA binding; DNA-binding transcription factor activity, RNA polymerase II-specific. The transcript has 2 exons. Gene Ontology annotation, cellular component: nucleus. Bases 303 to 1184 code for a protein of 293 amino acids.